This is a messenger RNA of Camelus dromedarius (Arabian camel), 3537 nucleotides long. RefSeq names its product fibronectin type III and SPRY domain containing 2 (gene FSD2). The record is from RefSeq and is a predicted model, not a curated record. Bases 599 to 2854 code for a protein of 751 amino acids. Gene Ontology annotation, molecular function: protein binding. Lineage: Eukaryota; Metazoa; Chordata; Mammalia; Artiodactyla; Camelidae. The transcript has 15 exons.
CGGCGUCUUUGCACCCCAAGCCACUGUACGACUCGGACCGCGUCAUUUUUCGCUGAACUGGAAUCGGCGUCAGUGCCCCUACCAUCUCCACCCUCCGCACUUCUGAUUGGCUGUCUGCGGCCUGGGACGCUUCCAGUGGACCAAUGGUGGCCUGAAGAGAGAAGACUGGCUGCUUUGGGGCAACGCCAGUGAAGUGACUGCAUUGGGAUCAUAUGCAUCCCAGAGUUUGCGGGGACCAAGGAUGGGGCCCACUUCCCAAGACCCAGAUGUGGGCCAGCAAGAACCAGAACCAGCAAGGAGUUGCCUAGAUCCUGCCUAAGAGGACCAGCUGCAUGGCCGGAGCCAGCUCGAGUUACCACCGCCUUUGCUACCCCACUUGUAGAGUCCUGGGGUAAAACAGGCAGGGGCAGCCUGCAGGGCACACAGAGGUCACCUGGAGGGAAAGCCUGCUGAACACAGCUGCGGUUUUCCAGCACUUACCCAGAGGAAAAGGAGAACUUAUGGAUCCUUAAGUCAGCAGGACCCGGGAUAGCCACUAUUACCUGUCCAGGAAGGCCCCGUCUUGUGCAGGGGUGCUGCCCAGAGCCUCCAGAACUCAAUGGAGGAGGAAAUGGGGGAGACACCAGGACUGGGCAGAUCUGCUGCUCCCAAGGACUUCCACUUUUAUCACAUGGAUCUAUACGACUCUGAAGACAGACUGCCCAUCUUCCCAGAAGAAAACACUCGGAUGGGAAGAGAAGCAGUCCAAGCUGAAAUGACCAAUGAGCCCAGAGGGGCUGUGAAAGGGAAGACUCAAAGAGACCUUGAAGAGGAAGUGGAUGAGUUUGUCCAUUUAUACGGACUCGAAGAUGAUCACGAAUUAGGGGAUGAGUUUAUUGAUGAAACCAUGCCCAGAAUAGAGGUUUCGGAAUAUCCUCCUUACGUGAUGACAGGGAUAGAACCUGCCAAGGAGCAGAGAGACUGGAGACUUAGUGGUGAGGCUGCUAAGGCUGAGGACCUGGGCUUCGGGGGAUGGGGCUCAGCAGGCCAGUGCCAGGACUUGCGGGAAGCCUACAGGUACGCCCAUGGCCGUGCCAGCGAGGAAUAUGAAUGCUAUGUCAUCCCAGAGGAGGAGGACGAAGAGGAAGCUGCUGACGUCUUCUGUGUCACUUGCAAAACCCCCAUAAGAACGUUGGAGAAGGCUUUUGAUGAACACAAGGAACAUGAGGUGACGCCACUCAACAAAGCACUGGAAAGCGCCAAGGAUGAAAUCCACAAAAACAUGUUCAAACUGGAGAAGCAGAUUAUUGAGAUGGAAAAUUUUGCAAGUCACUUGGAGGAAGUUUUCAUCACCGUGGAGGAGAAUUUUGGAAGACAAGAAAAAAACUUUGAGUCACAUUACAAUGAGAUCUUGGAAACACUUGCUCAAAAAUACGAAGAAAAAAUACAAGCCCUAGGGGAGAAAAAGAAAGAGAAGCUGGAAGCCUUGUAUGGACAGCUGGUCACCUGUGGAGAAAAUCUUGAUACCUGCAAAGAGCUGAUGGAAACAAUAGAGGAGAUGUGUCACGAAGAGAAGGUUGAUUUCAUAAAGGAUGCUGUGGCUAUGGCUGACAGACUCGGAAAAUUCCUCAAAACCGAAACGGACGUGGAAAUCUCGGCACAGCCUGACUUUGAAGACCAGACCCUGGACUUCUCUGAUGUGGAGCAGCUGAUGGGCUCCAUUAACACCAUCCCAGCUCCUUCUGCUCCAGUGAUAAACCCACAGGCCCCCAACUCAGCCACGGGUUCCUCGGUCCGAGUGUGCUGGAGCAUAUACUCCGAUGACACCGUGGAGAGCUAUCAGCUGUCCUACCGGCCAGUGCGGGACAGCUCACCUGGGAGGGACCGAGCAGAGUUUACAAUGACCGUCAAAGAAACCUAUUGCUCAGUGACAAAUCUUGUGCCAAAUACCCAGUAUGAAUUUUGGGUCACAGCUCAGAACAGGGCUGGCCUCAGCCCCGCCAGUGAGUGUGCAGUAUACAUGACAGCGCCUUCUCCCCCCAUUAUAAAAAGCAAAGAGAUAAGGAGCUGCGAAGAGGCUGCACUGAUCUGCUGGGAGUCUGGGAACCUGAAUCCUGUGGACUCGUACACAGUGGAGCUGACCCCAGCAGAAACGCCGGAAGCCUCAGGCGUAACUGAGUCUGUGGUGGGCAUCCCGACCUGCGAGUGCCUGGUGCAGCUGCAGCCCCGGCAGAGCUACGUGAUCUCCGUGCGAGCCCUCAACGUUGGGGGCCCCAGUGCCAGGAGCGAGCCCGCGACGGUCCACACCACAGGCAGCUACUUUCCCCUGAACGAGCACACCUGCCAUCCCUGGCUGACCGUUUCUGAAGAUGGGCUUACAGUUGUACGAAGCGCCAGGAAAGCCCCCACCAAGGAGCCGCUCCCCAGCGACACCCGGUUUAGCAGGUGUGUUGCUGUCAUGGGAAACCUGAUUCCAGUCCGAGGGCGCCAUUACUGGGAGGCGGAGGUGGACGAGUGUUUGGACUACACGGUGGGUGUGGCCUUUGAUGAUGUUCCUAAACAGGAGGACCUGGGAGCAAACCGCCUCUCCUGGUGCAUGAGGCACACAUUUGCAUCAGCAAGGCAUAAGUAUGAAUUUCUACACAACAAGACGACUCCAGAUAUAAGAAUAACGGUUUCCCCGAGGAAGAUUGGCAUUCUAUUAGACUAUGAAAAUUCAAAACUGUCAUUUUUCAACGUGGACAUUUCUCAGCAUCUGUACACUUUCAGUUGUCAGCUUCGUCAAUUUGUGCAUCCCUGUUUUUCUCUGGAAAAGCCUGGGUGUCUCAAGAUACACAACGGCAUUUCAAUGCCAAAGCAUGUCACCUUCUAUUAGACUGUUCUGAUGCCCAGCUUCCCGUCUCUCCUGUACCCAGCCACUCACACCUCAGCCGUCUGAACCUGGCAUUCAAGCCCCACGCACGCAGCAUCAUUUAUGGCUCCUGUUGUGACCUGGCAGGCUGGGGUGCUGGCACUCAGGUCACCUGACCUGGAUCCUGAGAACUACCACCCAUGUGAUGCUGGGUCAGUCAGUUCCAGGCCCGGCUGUAAAAUGAAGACUCAGACUGAACAAACUCAAAGGUCUUUCAGGCUAUCAGAUUGUACUGGUCUAUUUGUGUAUAUGCAACAUAUCUGAGUCUCCAAGGCCUAUGGCACGUGGGGAAGAAGGAGGGAGGAGAUGUGUAAGUGUUAGUGGCUCCAGCCACCCCAGCACACUCGUGACAUUUCACUAGUCAGCCAAGAACAGACCUGAGGAGGCCAGAGGCCACCCACCAGGCAGUCAUGUGGCCUCUCCUGUUUUCUCAAUAGUCAUGGCACUCUAGUAAGGUUUUGCCCACUGAACACUCUUUCCACCCACCCGUUCUCUCCUUCACAGUACUUACUCCCUCUAAUUUUGAAAUGACCUUGACAAAUUCCACGAAGGUAGGACAGUGUCUGUCUUGUUCAUCACUCAGUCCCCAAGGGCUAACAUGUGCCCCAAGGGCACACUAAGUGUUGAAUAAACGCACAUCUUCCUCA